AUGGAGAUGCCACUUCUUAACCCCACGAAACCAAAUACUGUGGCUCUUGGCAGUGACUGUCCUAAUCAUGAGAUUAAUCCUCAACCAGCGCAAAAAACAAAGAGACCUUUUCGGCCUCAGUCAGCUGUCCUGCUGCCCGAACUCCAAAAAGCAAACAGCAGUUUGACAAUAGAUGAAAAUAUAAGCUCUUGGAUUGCAAGUUCCCAUGUAAUGGCUGGACCAGCUGGGACUCUGUUUGCUGGAAUAUUCAUGGAGAUUUACGGACGAAGAUGUAAUAUCAUCACAGCGAACGCCAUGAUGACUAUUGGAUGGUUAUUCAUUGCAGGAGCACAAGAAAAGUUCAUGAUUUUAUUUGGAAGAACCAUCGAGGGAUUUUCCAGAUGUAUGCUGUACGCAGGCGUAGCGGUGAUAGUGGACGAACUUUCGGACCCAAAAUAUCGAGGUUUUAUUAUGGGAUGCUGUGGUACAUUUGCAUCUGUUGGGAUCUUAAUUAUCUCCGGUCUGGGCACUUGUGUUGACUGGCGCACAGCCUCUUGGAUGGCUGCAGCCAUGUCUUUUGCUUCGCUUGUGAUCUUUCCCUGCGUUUCCGAAAGUCCAGUCUGGCUCGUCAGAAAAAACCGGAUACCGGAAGCAAACCGAUCACUGAGCUGGAUUUGGGGACCACAACAUUCUGUGAAGGCCACAGAAGAACUCCUAGACCUGCAGCAAAGAUACCUUCAUGAGGAAUGCAUUGGACACACUCACCAAGGACGUACCGGGCUUAUUACAAAAAUUCGUCACUUCUUCAGGAUUUGUCGUAGUUUAUCCACACCUUCAACACUUAAGCCCUUAGUUAUAAUCCUUAUUUUCAACAUUUUUCAACCCAUCUGUGGUCAUAGUUUGUUUAUGUUCUAUGCAGUAGAUAUUUUACAUAGAAUGCAAAAGAAUAACUUUGAAAUUAUUGAUGCGAAUCUUGAAACAAUUUUGUUAUCAGUUGUUCGCUUGUUAUCUGUUACUCUCUCUUCCUUCUGCAUGUUUCGUUUAGGUCGAAGAGAGAUAGGGAUAAUUUCCGGUAUCGGGGCAUCUGUUUCCGGAAUAUUCAUUGCAGUUAUUCUGUAUAUGAACUUACUUGAACAAGGAUCCCCUAUCCCGCCUCGAAUUGAAGCCUGGAUCAUUUUGGUGCUAAUAAUUUUCUUUAUAGGAAGUCAUUCCUUUGGAUUCUAUAUGCUACCGGCCUUAAUGAUAGGCGAAACCCAAGCAGCUCAAGCUCGUAGCACCUUCUGCGGAUGCAUAUUUACGAUUACAGAUUUAAUUCUUUUCGGUGUUCUGAAAGGUUACCAUUCGAUUUUAAAAUCGGUGGAUAUACAUGGAAUGUUUCUCAUCUUUGGAAUAUCGUGCUUAUUUUGUACAAUAUUCAUUUACAUUUUUCUACCGGAAACUCGUAAAAAGACCCUAAUGGAAAUUGAAGAUUACUUCAGAAAACAGAAUGUCAUGUGGCUAUCAAGGGAAAAAUAUUGAAAUCACAAAACAAAUGAAUAAAUAAAUACGUAAACUUAAUUCCUGAGAAUAAAAACGCAAGUCAAGUCUCCGGAAUAUUCCUCCAUAUCUUAAUUUUACAAAAAAAAAAAUACAUUCCAAACGCUUGCAACAGAAAACAUUUAUAAACAUAAGGGCCUAGUUUAUUCAAAUACUUUUGGCUCUACUUAGAACGUAAAUUAAUCAACAAGUUCCCUGCCCGUAACUGCUUAAAUUAUUCGUAUACAGAGUUCAUACCGAAAUAUUACCUCUUUCAAAUUGCGAAAAACAUUUACUGAAUAAAUUAGACAUUUGAAGUUCCCUACGAUGUAAACACAUAACAAUUAAAACAAAACACCAGGAAAUGGA
Messenger RNA from Zootermopsis nevadensis, 1863 nucleotides. Lineage: Eukaryota; Metazoa; Arthropoda; Insecta; Blattodea; Termopsidae. The record is from RefSeq and is a predicted model, not a curated record.